Molecule: messenger RNA, 899 nt
Organism: Gigantopelta aegis
Lineage: Eukaryota; Metazoa; Mollusca; Gastropoda; Neomphalida; Peltospiridae
Exons: 2
Coding region: 37-342 (101 amino acids)
Source: RefSeq, a predicted model, not a curated record
UGACGAAGAUUCCCUACUUCCCGUACUUGAGACGCGAUGGCAAAAAUUACGAUGUCCUUGGCUGUUACUGCGAUGGCGAUGUUUUUUCUCGACAUACACGCGUAUCGUACACCCAUCAAGUUAGUAGAACCACUCAGACCGAUACUGUUGGAGGCAGUCCGCCCAGUGGUGAUACUUUCAAAACCGAACAACCAGGAAAUUGGUUCUGCGAAAUUGUUGCUAAUUCUACUACACACCGCCUGCCAGAAACUGAAAGACCAGCGUGUGACCCCGCUACCAGAUUACUGCUACAUUAACACGAAAUAUACCGUCAAAACCAGCAUAAGACCAAGCUACCCUUAAGGGGAAAUAACUCAACCUUUACUAAACUAAAAGUUCAAACGAAGACGGACAGACAGAAGGUUUAUUAUUGAAGUAAAAUACGCGAAAAAAAAAUCCAUUGUUAAUAAACAAUAUAAAGGCACUCUCGUUAUCUUGAGUGACUAAAACAUAAUUUUGGAAUUCCCAGUUUUGCAAGAUACCGAAAAAUCCCAUUCGGAACUCCUCGGUUAAUUCCACGAAUACAACCUCGGAUACACAACCGGCAACUCCCUGAAGUCUUAGUCGAUCAUAUAGUCUUGUUUUGAUUGUUCAAGACUAACUUUCAGAAUAUUUAGUUGACAAUACAGGCAUGCUUUCAAACAAUUAGUUUAGCAUCAGAUCUGAAUUAUAUUCUGUUAUCACUUUACAAUAAAACUGUUGCUGUUGUGUAUAAAUAAACAAUGUUCCAUAUUACUGAACUAUUUUAUAGACAGUUAGUAAAAAGUAAAGUUUGUUUUAUUUAACGACGCCGCUAGAGCACAUUGAUUUUUUAUCUUAUCAUCGGCUAUUGGACGUCAAACAUAUGGUUAUUCUGACAC